UUGAUAAUCUGAGUGUGGGUGACUCGACAUCAAACUGUGCCCUCUCUUGUUCUGGAAGUGGAAGAAGUUGAGUCUCCUCAGUCAUCCGCCGGCGCCGCCUCCUCUCCGCUCACUGCGGAGGACAGAGGACAGAAUCACAGCGGAAUCUUCUGCAAAGGGACACGGGGAAGGGCUAUAGAGAGGAGUCGAAACCUACCAGUGCUACUGAGUCCCUUGGGAUAUCCGUCCAGGUUUUUCCUGCUCCUAUGAGGACUCAUCCAGGAUCCAUCACCACUUACUGAUCACCACACUGUAGAGGCUGCUAUGUCUGAACCCACGGAUCUUUCAGCAGCCAUGGCCCAACAUAGCGCUGAGCUGUCCCACUGCUAGGCGACGGGGCAUCCGAGAGGGCAGAAGACAUGUUGGGACAGAGGCCCGGGGACCACUGCACUGAAUUCUGUUACUAUAGCAACUACUGUAGUAACCAUGGAAACGCUUUGGAGGACUGGUCUGGUCUGCACUGUCAUCGUCGUCAUGGUUGCCACAGAGGUCGAAGGAGGUCACAGAGAUGAGUUUGUCCAGUCACAAGCUGCUUUCCUGUCCAGUCUAGGCCAGUAUGAGAUUGCCAUCCCAGUACGUGUAGGACCUAAUGGCCAGGCGCUGGAUGCAGAAAUGUCGCAACACCACAGAAGGAAACGCAGCACUGAAGAAAGACUGCCUGACUCUCUCUUCUACCAGCUGUCCACGUCACGUAACAACUUCCUGUUGAACCUAACGCUGCAGGGAGGCCUGCUGUCCCGGCAGUUCAGAGUGGAAUACUGGAAGAAAGGCCGAUUGGCCUGGAGUCAUCCUUACUCUCCCCACUGCCACUAUGUUGGACACCUCCAAGAUCAGCCGCACUCCAGCAAAGUGGCCCUGAGCAACUGUAACGGCCUGCAGGGGGUGAUUGUUGCAGGGGGAGAGGAGUACCUGAUUGAACCCCUUGUCUCACCAGAUAACCAGACCAGGCAGGAGAGGGGGGAGAGAGCAGAGGGGCGCCCCCAUGUGGUUUACAAGCGGUCGUCGCUCCGCCAUCAGUACAAGGGCCAAUCCUGUGGAGUCAUUGACGAGAAGCCGAUGAAAGGCGCAUCAUGGUGGCAACGAACUCUGAAGACGCCUCCUCAUCAUGUCGGGCGCGGCCAGCUGCCUCUGAAGCGCUCAGUUAGCCGGGAGCGCUACGUGGAGACGCUGGUGGUAGCCGAUAAGAUGAUGGUGGGUUACCAUGGUCGCAGGGACAUCGAGCAGUACAUCCUGGCUGUCAUGAAUAUUGUUGCCAAACUGUUCCAGGAUUCUAGCCUGGGGAAUGCAGUCAACAUUGUGGUUACACGGCUCAUCCUGCUAAUGGAAGACCAGCCAACACUAGAGAUCAACCACCAUGCAGGGAAGUCUUUAGACAGCUUCUGUAAGUGGCAGAAAAACAUCCAGCACCGCAGCAGCUAUGGCAACGCCAUACCAGAUAACGGGAUCGCUCACCAUGACACUGCUGUGCUUAUUACCAGAUACGACAUCUGCAUUCAAAAGAACAAGCCCUGUGAAACUCUAGGUCUGGCUCCUGUAGGAGGGAUGUGUGAGCCAGAGAGGAGCUGCAGUAUCAAUGAGGACAUCGGCCUGGGAACAGCCUUCACUAUCGCCCACGAGAUAGGACACACGUUUGGGAUGAACCAUGACGGGAUGGGGAACGCCUGCGGGCCCCGCAGCCAGGAGACCGCCAAGCUGAUGGCUGACCACAUCACCAUGAAGACUAACCCAUUCAUCUGGUCCGCCUGUAGCCGGGAUUACAUCACCAGCUUCCUGGACUCAGGUAUGGGCUCCUGUCUGAACAACAUCCCCCCCAAGCAGGAGUUUGUGUACCCCACCACAGCGCCGGGUCAGGCCUACGACGCAGACGAACAGUGCCGCUUCCAGUACGGCGUUAGAUCUCGACAAUGUAAAUAUGCGGAAGUCUGCAGUGAACUUUGGUGCAUGAGCAAGAGCAACCGUUGUAUCACCAGCAGCAUUCCCGCUGCAGAGGGAACCAUCUGUCAGACCAACACCAUAGAGAAAGGGUGGUGCUAUAAGAGGGUGUGUGUAGUGUACGGGACUCGUCCGGAGGGCGUGGACGGAGGCUGGGGUCUGUGGUCACCCUGGGAGGAGUGCAGCAGGACCUGUGGAGGAGGAGUCUCCUCGUCUAUCAGACACUGUGACAGCCCCAGGCCAACUAUUGGUGGAAAGUAUUGUUUGGGGGAGAGAAAGCGCUUCAGGUCCUGCAAUAUUGAUGAUUGCCCUGCAGGCUCUCGGGAUUUCCGGGAGAUUCAGUGCUCUGAUUUCAACAGCGUUCCUUUCCGGGGAAAGUUUUACACCUGGAAGCCAUACAGAGGAGGUGGGGUGAAGCCCUGUUCUCUCAACUGCCUGGCAGAAGGAUACAACUUCUACACAGAGCGUUCUCCAGCUGUGGUGGAUGGCACACCUUGCCGAGAUGACUCUCUGGAUGUGUGUGUAAAUGGAGAGUGUAAGCACGUAGGCUGUGAUCGAGUCCUUGGCUCAGACGUUCGCGAGGACCGCUGCCGGAUUUGUGGGGGUGACGGGAGCAGGUGUAUGUCUGUGGAGGGACUCUUCAAUGACUCGCUGCCCGAAGGAGGUUAUGAAGAAGUGGUCAGAAUUCCUAAAGGAUCAGUGUUCAUCCACAUACAAGAGCUCAACAUCUCCCUCAACUACCUGGUGCUGAAGAGUAAAGGGGACCAGUACUUUAUCAAUGGGAAGCUGACCAUUGACACACCACGCAGGUUCGAUGUUGCCGGUACCACCUUCCACUACAGGCGGCCCACUGAUGGACCAGAAACUCUUGAAGCUCUGGGGCCAACAAACAUAACCCUGACUGUCAUGGUGCUUGUGCGGGAGGAGAACCCAGGGAUCCACUAUCGCUUCAACCCCCCACUGAACAGGGAACCUCUGACUGGCUUUGCCUGGCACUACAACUCCUGGUCACGCUGCUCAGCUCUUUGCGCUGGAGGUGUGCAGACACAGCAGGUGGUGUGUAGGAAGCAGGCAGAUCAUUCAGUCGUCUACAACCACUUCUGUGACAAGAAGAACAAACCCAAAGAGAAGAGGAGAACCUGCAAUACUGAGCCGUGCUCUCCGUCCUGGUGGACAGGAGAGUGGUCAGAGUGCAGUCGCAGCUGUAACGGUGGCCUUCGGACACGGGAGGUGUUAUGUAAAAGGAGGAUCUCUGUGACGGAGGAGAAGGUCCUGGACGACUCAGCAUGUAUAACCCAGCGCCCUUCCCCCACUGAGCCCUGCAGCAACCACAGCUGCCCCCCUGAGUGGCUGGCCCUGGACUGGUCCGAGUGUACGCCCAGCUGUGGUCCUGGCUACAGGCACCGUGUGGUCUUGUGUAAGAGCGGGGAGAGCGGUGACAACCUACCAGAGUCCAAGUGCCCUAAACAUGGCCGGCCCACCUCCAGGGUACGCUGUAACCUGCAGCGCUGCCCUCCCCCUCAGUGGGUGACGGGUCCCUGGGGAGAGUGUUCUGCCAGGUGUGGUCUGGGUCAGGAGAUGCGUUCGGUGCAGUGUCUGACCCCCUCCCGCCAGCCGUCCAAUGAGUGUCUUGAACAUCAGCGGCCAGCAGGCAUGCAGCAGUGCAAGAGCAAAUGUGACCUCAAUCUGCCCAUCAGUACAGACAACCCCGAAGGCCAAAUGCCAGGAGGAUUUAUGUCAUUCCAUACAAGUCGUAUAAGUCUGAACAAUAAAGAGUGUAAAGAUGUGAACACUGUGGCCUACUGCCCCCUGGUGCUCAGGUUCAAGUUCUGCAGCAGGCCAUAUUUCAGACAAAUGUGCUGCAAAACCUGCCAGGGACACUGACCUGACACCGUGAAGCUCACAGCAUCCACUCUCUGGGUCCUGUACACACUCACAGUAAGCCUGAAACCCUCCCACUGAGCCUUGUAACAGCAGCCCUCACACUACCUCUAUCAGAGGAGUGAGAGAUCGAGCUGGAAUGCUGUCGGACUGACACCUGGUCCUGUUACUGUUAAAGAGGGACCUUUUUUCCAGCCGGAAUCCAGCACAAACCAGACGCCUCUCCGGGCCGAGCUGGGCCAUAACAGCCUGAGCUGAGUUUUACAUUCCACUGGAGGGAGGGCUGCAGAAACCUGGAGAGGCAGAGAGAGGGAGAGCGCAACUUCCCUCCAUCGCCUGUCUUUCUAAUGAUCCCUCUGUUGUAAUAUUUUGGUGCUACUAUAUUUCUCUUUGGCCGCAGGGCUGGUCGCAGUACUCUCUUAAACCUGUAUGUUAACAGGUGAUAUUUGUUUAGUUACGAAUUUAAAAAAUCCACUUUGUAAAGAAAAUGAUUUGCCAGAUAUCUUCGCCCAUGAAAAGGAAUAUCUUAUGCUAUAAAAUGAAAGAUUUGUUUCUAUGUUAUCUAAUAGUUGUUACUUGACCACAUUGUUUUUAUGCCAUUGCUUCGUUCCGUAUCAACGUAUUCAUCAAGUCCUCGCUGUUAUUCAGCUGAAGUAUGAGCAGAGUUUGAUUUGCACAGUGUGAGCAGUCAGAGGUCUUGUGUAUUUUGUGUUUGUUUUGAUUUGACUUGAUGUCUCUAUGGAAGCUAUAUAUGUCUCACUGCAGUGAACCUGCCGUAGUCUUGCCAUUUUGGUUAGUUUGCUUAAAUGUUAUCACCUCUACAGUAAAACGGAGCUUCAAGCUGCACAGGACACAUAGAGACACUUAGUGAUGUGAGCAAAGCCAGUGCUGACCAACCAGGACAUUUUUAGAUUAUAGGAUUUUUUUUUAGUGGCUGCGGCAGCUCGGCUCAGUGUCAUUAUCUGAAAAUCCCUCAGCGUAGGGCCUUGCUGUUCAUUUUUAUUUUUAUUCUUUUAUUUUUGCCACAUGUUACCACUCAAUCGACAGUGCUAGUAACUUUUACUGUGAGUGGAAACUCCGAGCACAGUGAGACACAGUUGAGUCAGCUCUGCCAGCAGGAACAGGCCCAGUGAGGAGGAGUGAAGACCUCUGACCGCACUGCUUUCAAACAGCAUUUUAUAGUAUGAGUGCUAAUCUGAGGAUGGAUUUACACACCCAUAAAAUAUCUGAUUUCUUUGUGGCAAUGAUCUGAUGUAUCUGAUGUAGUCAGAAACCAUCAUUAAGCCUGCUGUGGAAAGAUUUUUGCCACAGAUUAUUCUAAACUAGAGAAUUAUCAUUUAAACUAAUCUUCCAGUGUGAUAAUAGCUGAUUUUGUUUGACCAUGUGGGGGCAGUAGAAAUAAGUUGUUUUAAGUUGUUGAGUUGUUGAACUUGUUAGCAAACAAUUGCCUAUUUACACAUCCCGCAGUUACAGAGCAAUGUUCAUUUGGAGUCAUGUUUGUGUCCACCUGAUGAGUAUAAGUCAAUAUUCACUUUCUUUGAGCUCUGUUUUGGUCUCUACCGACUCCUGAUGGAAAUAUCUGUCUCUUUAGCUGCUAAAUGCUCCACUAUGUUCGCCUACUAUUCUCUGUCUGUCUGCCAUAUGCUGCUAAGCAGGUAGUGUACAGUGAUUUUUCUUAGAGCUUUUUCAUUGAAAACAGCUGCCUGCUGCAGCUGAAAAUUACUCAAUGAGAGCGAUGAGAGUGAACCAAAAACUGUAAAGUCGUGGGCUGAACAGCUAAACAAUAGUUUAAACUAUAGUUGCUUAAUUGAAUCGACACAGUCAGUGUAAAGCUGUGCGCUGAAUUCUCAAAAAGCCCAAAACCACUGUGCAAACCAAUGUCAGCUAUUGUCCUUCUAAAGAUCGUGAUGGGAUUAUGUCACCCUAAAGGUCAAAGAUUCCCAGCUAUUGUACAGGAAACAUCAUUGAAGAUUUUUUUUAUUGACACAGAUUUUAAAAAAUGCAGUUUCAGCUGUUUCUCCAUCCUGAAUACUUUUCGACACAAGAGAUCAGUCAUCACUGUGACGUCUACUGUGCUCUGCUGUGGCCGGUGUCUUCACAAACGUUCACACUGAUCAGCGCUGAAAGCAGCUCUGUGUAACACUACAUGUCCCAUCAUUUCAUUGUAAAGAGACAAAGCUACAGUUUGUCUUUAUGGGGAUUAGCUGCAAUGUUGUUUCUUUUGUUUUGUUUUAUUGUGGUGCUUUGGUUUGGAUUGGUGCUAUUAGUUCACUGUUGUUGUAAUUGUUAUCAUUUUAACAAUUGCGCUUUUAAUUAUUCAGAAAUCAAUUUGAGCCUGUUGUAACAAUACCAAUCUGCAGAGCUGGACCCCUCACCUACCAGCCAUCCUCUUUGGGUUCCUUUGUUCAUUUCUAUCAGAAUAUAAGCUUUUAAUGUACACUCCCUGACUUUGUUAACAUGGCCAGUAGUGCCUCAAAAUCACAAUGCAAAUUUUAGAAUUAUGUCAAAUACCGUAGCAAAUUCUGAAGGGGCACUGUACAGAUAUUGGCAUUUCCCAGCGCUCUUAACAUCUUAACAGUUUUAGGACUAUAAAAAUAACUUAUUUGGGCAGCAUAAACAAACAUUUAGGUUUUGGGAACGCCUUAACAAAUGUUUGGUACUCGGAUGGUGUGUAGGGCUCAAAAAAGUCAAAAAGUCUUGGGGUUUAGAAACGUAAACGUGGGGCAUAGAAACAUUAUUUAAUUUAAAGAUUUUUGUGCGGAUCAUUUGUAUGCCAUCAGUGUACAGCUAACUUCACCCCCACAGUUUUUCAUUAUUGAACACACCAUUUGUAUCAUUUAUCAAUUGCACACAAAGUUUCCGAAGAUAGUUCUUGUUUUAGUGUCUGAAAGGCGUUUUAUUUUCUCUGUAUCUACCUGUGCCUAUAAUAAAGGUUCACACUGAGAAGUGAGCCUGUUUUAUCUGAGUAAAUAAGAGGGACAGUACCGGUAAUUGUUGUUUUGUUUUGUCACAUGAUAAUUAUAACAUGACAUGUACUGUAUGUUGUUCAAUACUAUAGCAAAUGAAUCUGUUUGUCCCCCAUGUACAUCUUUUUAAAAGGAAAUAUUAAAUUGAUUAAACAUGACGCAUUGUUGAUUCUAA
This is a messenger RNA of Perca fluviatilis (European perch), 6993 nucleotides long. RefSeq names its product ADAM metallopeptidase with thrombospondin type 1 motif, 10 (gene adamts10). The record is from RefSeq and is a predicted model, not a curated record. Gene Ontology annotation, biological process: proteolysis; extracellular matrix organization. The transcript has 27 exons. The coding region runs from base 466 to 3855 and encodes 1129 amino acids. Gene Ontology annotation, molecular function: metalloendopeptidase activity. Lineage: Eukaryota; Metazoa; Chordata; Actinopteri; Perciformes; Percidae. Gene Ontology annotation, cellular component: extracellular matrix.